This is a messenger RNA of Apis laboriosa (Himalayan honeybee), 1224 nucleotides long. RefSeq names its product transmembrane protein 59-like. The transcript is spliced from 4 exons. The record is from RefSeq and is a predicted model, not a curated record. Bases 99 to 965 code for a protein of 288 amino acids. NCBI's taxonomy places the organism in Eukaryota, Metazoa, Arthropoda, Insecta, Hymenoptera, Apidae.
UCGACGAGCUAUCACCUUCUUUGUGAGUGAAGUCUUUUCGUCUAACAAAUUAUUUUGAUUCACUAAAUACUAUCAUUGAAAAAAAUAAUUUUUCUGAAAUGAGAAGAGAGAAAGAAAUUAUUUCAUUAUUGUUGUUAUUUCUUAUAAAUCUUGUACGUAGUGAUAUGUUUUGUAGUCUUAUAAAUCGAGAGGAUCCUUGUAUUAAUUUGUGCGAAAAAACACCAUUAUCUUUUACAAAUAGUAAAUAUGUUAAAUCAUGCUGUCAACGAGGUUGUAGAUUCUUUAAUUUAGUGGAUUUACAUUAUGGAUUAGAAUCAAACAAUUUAAAUGGUACAAGGGAUGCUUGUGAAGCUUCAUGUACAGAAGCAUAUAUUGCUCCACAAGAUCGAUAUGCAUGUAGUACUGGUUGUGAUUUUAUGGCUAAACAACGUGUUUCAAAUUUAUUGUCACUCUUUUCUGUUGCUGUCUAUAUAGAAGAAGGUGUAGAUUCUAACUUAGUUAUAAUGUCACCUGAUAUACCUGAAAAUGAUAUUUUAAGUGAUCCAGGUUUGCGAAAGGAACUUCUUCCAAGGUGGUGGGAUUUUAAUGGAUUUAAAUUACCACAAACAUAUAUUAAAACUGUUCCAUUAGAUGCUGGGACAAUGGAUUAUGGAGUACCAUCAGACUACUCUGGAGAAAAUGACCAAUCAGCUUCAAUACCUGGAUCUGAUUGGCUUCAAUGUGCUUCAAAACAUAUUGGAUUACCACAUUGGCUUUUAGCCUCUGCUAUUGCAGCAGCAGCAUUGUCUGCAUUUUGGUUAUGUUUGUAUCCAGAAAAACUUACUGAUCCUUAUAAAGAAAUAUUAAUUGAAAAGUCUGAUAUUUCUCCAGUUGCAUUAUAUGUACCAGAAGCAUCGUUCCAUAAACAGCCUCCUCCAAAAUAUUUUGAUAGUGUUAAUUCAACAGAAAUUAAUAUGAAAGUCUAGCUAAAUGUAUAUUAAUUCUAUCUAAUUUUUUUAACAAUUUUGAGAAAUAUUUAAAUUUCUGUAUAUUAAAACAGUUUUUAAUAAAUUCUUUAUAUUAUGUAUAAUAAGUCUUUAUAGAUACUGCAAUGAUUAAGUAGCAACUGCACAUUCAAUUUUCAAUAAAACUAUUCAUAAAUGAAAAAUAAACUUCUAAGAAUAUAUAUCUAAAAAUAAAAUUUUAAAAAUUAAUUGAAAUUUUGAAAUAAAAACAAAAAUCAAA